Setaria italica (foxtail millet) is the source of this 1742-nucleotide messenger RNA. RefSeq lists its product as uncharacterized. The coding region runs from base 310 to 1050 and encodes 246 amino acids. The transcript is spliced from 2 exons. Lineage: Eukaryota; Viridiplantae; Streptophyta; Magnoliopsida; Poales; Poaceae. The record is from RefSeq and is a predicted model, not a curated record.
CUCUGUUUUUUUUCCUUUUUUUUUUUUGAGGGGAUUCCCCGUCUCCUCUCGACUCGAGUCCUCCGCGCACCGCGCGUGCAUAUAAGCCCAGUCCCCAGCCCAUUUCCCCUUUGCUUUGCUUCGCCUGCCAACAUUUCCUCCUCCCUCCCGUCCCGUCCCGUCGCCUCGCCGCCUCCGCACGCGAAACGCAGCAGAAACCGCCGCUCCCUCCGCCCGCCCCUGCUCGGCCGUCUCCCCUUUGCGUGCGAGAGGAAGGAGAAGGAAGGGCCUUCUUGGACAAGACUAGAAGCGUCUCGGGGAAGAGAGGAGAUGGCGAUCGACCACGAGUCCCCGUUCAAGGAGCUCCGCCUCAAGAACCGCAGGAUCAUGGGAGGCGGCGGCCCUGAGCCGGAGGAGGAGGCCGCCUCGGCGGCGUACGGGGACCAGUGGCCGCGCUGGCUGCAGCCGCUGCUCUCCGCGCGCUUCUUCGCGCAUUGCAAGACCCACAGCGACUCGCACCGCAGCGGCGAGUGCAACAUGUUCUGCCUCGACUGCUCCGCCGCCGCGGGCACCGGCGCGCUCUGCUCCCUCUGCCUCGCGCACGGCCACCGCGACCACCACACCAUCCAGAUCCGCCGCUCAUCCUACCACGACGUCAUCCGGGUCUCCGACAUACAGCGCUUCAUGGACAUCGCCGGCGUGCAGACCUACGUCAUCAACAGCGCCCGCGUCGUCUUCCUCAACGAGCGGCCCCAGCAGCAGAAGCCCGGGUGCGGCGGCAAGGCAGCCUCCGCCUCCGCCAACCUCUGCGAGGUAUGCGCCCGCAGCCUCCUCGACAACUUCCGCUUCUGCUCCCUCGGGUGCAAGGUCGUCGGCUGCGCCCCCGACGCCGCCAAGGCCAGGAGCUGGCUCCUCCGGCCCGCCUCCGACGGCAACGCCUCCUCCUCCGCCCUGCGGAAUGCCGACAAGAAGCAGAGCUUCUCGCCCCCGACGCCGCCGACCCUGCCGACGAAGCGGCGCAAGGGCAUCCCGCACCGCGCGCCGUUCGGCAGCCUCAUCGUCGAGUACUAGUCCUCGGCGGCGGCAUUGGCAUUACACGCGCGCGGUAAAGUAAAAGUACUCUUCAACCAACGGAAUCGCAGUGCGAGUCGCUGAAUCCGUGCAUGAAUCACAGUCCGCCAUUACGGCAAUGGGAUGGCCACCACUUCGGUGGCCGCCUUCCUUUGCCAUGGCACUUUGGGGUUGGUGGUGCUUCUCGAGGUGGAUGCCAUUUGCUCGCUGGCUUUGCUUUCCACAAAGGGAGAGGGAAAGAAAUGUGGAGAAGAAAGAAAGGAGGGUGCUUGAUGCUAGACCAACUACUCCUGCCGCAACUAUGUCAAUCAAACUAGCCUUUCCAUUACUAAGAGUUAAUUACUGCUGUUAGGACAGAAGAUAUAUAUUUCUGAUAGAAAUAUAUGUACAUGUUUAGUCCUGUUCUGUUUCAUAUCACCAUAGUGGAGCAGUAUAGCCUAGCUUUUGUGAUGCUCUUACCUUUACUAGAUUAGAUGUCUGAAGAAUGUCAGGAGAUAAUCAGUCAGUGCUAAUAAGCAAUGCAGGUGGCUCUGCUCCCUUGCAUCCUCCUUCAGAGUUUUGUGAUGGACCUGUUGUGCUUGAUUGGUGUCAGUCACAACUUAUAUAAGCAGUAGUGCUUUCUUCAUCUGCAAGUAUGCAUUGCCUAGUUGAGGAUGAGAAUGAGAUGAUAGAUCCCGAACACGUUUCUAUGA